UGUUGUGGGGAAGUCAGAUCGUGACAGGCAGGCUAGCAGCAGCGGACUGUAAACAUGGCGGCGUGCACUGCUACAGGGCUGUGCCGAACAUCCCGUUACUAUUAGUCUGAAAUACGGAGACACCCCAUCAUGGAGACCGAAGAGGAGCAGCACAUAACGACGCUCCUCUGCAUGGGUUUCCCGGAUCCCGACGUGAUAAGAAAAGCGCUCCGUCUUGCAAAGAACGACAUCAACGAGGCAGUGGCGCUUCUGACAAACGAAAGCCCCGGACUCGGGUAUGGAUAUGAGCCGAUGGAGAGUGGGCCUGCCCCUAGCUUGGGCUCGAGUGGAGACGGGGAAAAUAGUGGGCGCACUGGGACUGGAGGAUUUGAUCCCCCACCUGCAUACCACGAUGUAGUGGACAGCGAGAGAAACAAUGAUGAGAAUGGAAACUGUUCUGGAGGCAGCAUGGAGUUCCCCACCACCAACCUGUAUGAGCUGGAGAGCAGAGUUUUUACUGAUCACUGGUCAAUACCUUACAAGAGAGAAGAAUCCCUGGGGAAAUGUCUCAUUGCGUCCACCUGUCUUGCGCGGCAUGGUCUUGCUGAUGCUGAUGAGAACUGCAAACGAUUCAUCGAUCGGUGCAUGCCAGAGGCCUUUAAAAAGUUGCUGACCAGCAGUGCAGUGCACAAAUGGGGCACUGAGAUUCAUGAGGGAAUCUACAACAUGUUGAUGUUGCUGGUAGAACUUGUUGCGGAGAGAGUCAAGCAGGAUCCUGUACCUGUAAAUUUGAUGGCAGUCCUGACCAUGGCCUUCAACCCUGACAACGAAUACCAUUUCAAGAAUCGAAUGAAGGCCUGUCAGAGGAACUGGGCUGAAGUAUUUGGAGAAGAGGCCAACAUGUUUGCCGUCUCUCCUAGCAACACCUAUCAGAAAGAGCCUCAUGGUUGGCUGGUUGACUUGGUGAAUCGAUUUGGAGAGUUGGGAGGAUUCACUGCCAUUCAGGCAAAGCUCAACACAGAGGAAAUUGAGAUUGCGUGUGUAUCAGCACUGGUUCAACCUCUUGGAGUUUGUGCAGAAUACCUCAACUCCAGCCUUGUCCAGCCAAUGCUUGAUCCAGUUAUCCAUAAGAUGAUCACCUAUGUGCAGAACCUGGAAGAAAAAGACCUGAAAGAUAAGCGUCUUGUAAGCAUCCCAGACCUUCUGUCAGCCAUCAAACUAUUAUGUAUGAGGUUCCAAAGAGAGUUGGUUACUGUAGUGGAUGACCUACGACUGGACACACUACUGCGCAUGCUCAAAACUCCCCACUUCUCCACCAAGAUGAACUCCCUAAAAGAGGUAACAAAACUUAUAGAGGAGAGUACUGUGUCUAAGACAGUGAAAAAUGCCAUUGACACAGAUAAACUCCUGGACUGGCUAGUUGAGAACUCAGUCCUGUCAAUAGCACUGGAAGGUAACAUCGACCAGGCUCAGUACUGUGAGAGAAUUAAGGGAAUCAUUGAGCUGCUUGGAAGUAAACUCUCACUGGAUGAACUCUCCAAGAUCUGGAGAAUACAGGCAGGCCAGUCGUCAACUGUGAUUGAAAACAUUCACACUAUCAUCGCUGCUGCUGCUGUAAAGUUCAGUUUUGAUCAGCUCACCCACCUCUUUGUGCUUAUACAGAAGAGCUGGGAGAUUGAGAGUGACAGGGUGAGACAGAAGCUGCUUAGUUUGAUUGGUAGGAUUGGCAGAGAGGCUCGCUCUGAAACUACAACAGGAAAGGUGCUAGAGGUGCUCUGGGAGUUGGCACAUCUUCCCACCUUGCCUACCAGUCUAGUUCAACAGGCAUUAGAGGAGCACUUGGGGAUCUUGAGCGAUGCUUAUGCUGUCAAGGAGACAGUGAAACGCAGUUACAUCAUUAAAUGUAUUGAGGACAUAAAGAAGACACACUCUAAGGAGGACGGUAAAGGCAGCGAGACUCAAAGUUCAUUUCUUACUGGCACUUGGGGCAAGAAGAAGCCUAACUUUUUUGUCAAAGCUUCUCAGCAGAGCAGUCCUCAGGCAGUCUGGGUUGUCCCUGCUCUCCGACAGCUGCAUGAGAUCACUCGGUCCUUCAUCAAGCAAACAUAUCAGAAACAAGACAAGAGCAUCAUCCAAGACCUGAAGAAGAACUUUGAGAUUGUUAAGUUGAUCACAGGGUCCCUUGUGUGUUGCCAUCGAUUGGCUGUGACUGCUGCAGGAAAUAACGGCCUCUCAAGCUCGACGAUGGUUGAUGGACGAUACACCUACCAGGAGUAUCUGGACAGCCACCUGCGCUUCCUGGCAUUCUUCCUCCAGGAGGCCAGCCUCUACCUGGUCUGGAACAGGGCCAAGGAGCUCUGGGAAUGCCUGGUGUCUGGGCCAGAUGUCUGUGAGCUUGACCGAGAGAUGUGUUUUGAAUGGUUCACCAAAGGACAGCAUGACCUGGAGAGUGACGUCCAGCAACAGCUCUUCAAAGAGAAGAUCCUAAAACUGGAGCCCUAUGAGAUCACUAUGAAUGGAUUCAAUCUUUUUAAGACAUUCUUUGAGAAUGUCAAUCUGUGUGACCACCGCCUGAAACGCCAGGGAACUCAGUUGUGUGUGGAACGCCUUGACCUGGCAGGUAUGGAUUUUAUCUGGCGUAUCGCCAUGGAAACUCCAGAUGAAGAAAUAGCCAAUGAAGCAAUCCAACUCAUUAUCACAUAUAGCUACACCAACCUCAAUCCAAAAAUGAAAAAGGAUUCAGUGUCUUUGCACAAGAAGUUCAUUGCUGAUUGUUACAAGAGACUAGAAGCUGCCAGUUCGGCCCUGGGUGGGCCUACUUUAACUCAUGCUGUUACAAGGGCAACCAAGAUGCUGACAGCCACUGCAAUGCCAACAGUGGCCACAUCUGUACAAUCACCUUCCAGGUACCUAGGGGGGUUUGGAUCCACUAAGCUGGUUAUAAUCGAAAGACUGCUGCUACUGGCUGAACGCUACGUCAUCACUAUAGAGGAUAUGUACUCAGUUCCUCGCACUAUUCUACCUCAUGGGGCCUCGUUCAACGGACACCCUGUCACUCUUCACAUCACCUAUGAGUCAACCAAAGACACUUUCACCUUGGAGACCCACAGUAAUGAGACAAUAGGAAGUAUCCGGUGGAAGAUUUCUGAACACUUGAGCUGUCCAGUGGAUAAUGUCCAGAUCUUUGCCAAUGACAGUGUGUUGACCAUGAAUCGGGACCAGAAGCUGCUGUCCCAGCUUGGCUUCAGUGAUGAGCAGACCCUGACUGUGAAGAGCUCAGGCACUGGAACUCCCUCUGGCAGCUCAGAGUCCUCCGCCUCUGCCUCCAGCAGUUCCAGCUCUGCUGUAUUCAACUCUGCCUACGCCUUGGAGCAGGAGAAAUCACUGCCAGGUGUAGUGAUGGCGCUGGUGUGUAAUGUGUUCGAGAUGCUUUACCAGCUGGCUAACCUGGAUGAAUCCAGGAUCACUCUACGUGUGAGGAAGCUUUUACUGCUCAUCCCAACAGAUCCAGAAGUGCAGGAUGCCCUUGAUAACUUUGUUCCCAAAGAAUCCAGUGUCUGGAGUCACCAGAAAACGUUGUUCACCCUUGGUCAGGGUUCAGGUUCUCGUUCUCCAUCUAUGGCCUCUAAGCAGCAGCACCAACCGAGUGCUGCAUCCAUUUUAGAGUCCCUGUUCAGAUCCUCGGCUCCAGGCAUGUCCACCUUCAGAGUGCUGUACAAUCUGGAGGUGUUGAGUUCAAAGCUCAUGCCCACAUCUGAUGAUGAAAUGGCCAAAACAAGCAGCAAGUCCUUCUGUGAGAACUUCCUGAAAGCAGGGGGCCUCAGUCUGGUGGUGAACGUCAUGCAGAGAGAUUCCAUUCCAUCAGAGGUGGACUAUGAGACCAGACAGGGGGUCUACUCAAUCUGUCUUCAGUUGGCCAGGUUUCUGCUGGUUGGCCAGAGCAUGCCUUCAGUUCUGGAUGAUGACGUCAUAAGGGACGGCGAGGCGCUGUCUUCCCGUCCUUUCCGAAAUGCAGGACGCGCUGGGCGACAGCUGUCACUAUGUGGAACUCCAGAGAAGUCCUCAUACAGACAGAUGUCUCUGUCUGAGCGCUCCUCCAUAAGAGUUGAGGAGAUCAUACCUGCUGCUCGUGUAGCUAUACAGACUAUGGAGGUGGGGGACUUCACUUCCACUGUGGCCUGCUUCAUGCGCCUGACCUGGGCAGCUGCAGCUGGGCGGUUAGACCUGGUAGGCAGUCCACAGCCAAUCAGAGAGACCCACAGCUCACUUCUGCCACAGGGAGUCCGCACCAGAGUCAGCAGUACUGGGAGUAACUGCAGCUCCAGCAGUGAGGGUGAAACCACACCUACGGCGUUGCAUGCUGGGAUAUGUGUCAGACAGCAGAGUGUCUCAAUCAAAGAUGCCAUCAUUGCCCGUGAGGCCUUGUCACUGCUGGUUACUUGCCUGCAGUUACGCUGUCAGCAACUGUGUUCUUUUUACAACCUUCCCUCUGUCAACGAUUUUAUCAUUGAUGUUCUGCUGGGAUCCCCCAGUGGGGAGAUCCGUCGUGUGGCCUGUGAUCAGCUGUACACUCUGAGCCAGUCUGACACCUCAGCCUUCCCUGACAUCCAGAAACCAAAUUUGUUCCUCCUUUCAGUUGUUCUGACUGCACAGCUCCCGUUAUGGAGUCCCACAUCUGUCAUGAGAGGAGUCAACCAGAGAUUGCUGUCUCAGUGCACUGAGUACUUUGACUUAAGAUGCCAGCUUCUGGAUGACCUCACCACUUCAGAAAUGGAGGUGUUAAAAGUGAGCGCAGCCACCAUGCUAGAGGAUGAGAUCUCUUGGCUUGACAACUUUGAACCCAGCUGGAGCUCUGAGAUGGAGACCAGCGAGGCGGACAACAUCCUCCUGGCAGGACACCUCCGCCUUAUAAAGACGCUGCUUUCCCUGUGUGGCAAUGAGAAGGAGCACCUUGGCCCAUCAUUGAUCCAGCAGUUGUUGGAUGACUUCCUUUUUCGAGCUUCACGCAUCAUCAUCAACAGCUCCAACCCCACUCCUUCGCCAACUCCCCGGCACGACUUUCACCCAAAGUGCAGCACAGCCAGCAGCAGGCUCGCAGCGUAUGAGGUGCUGGUGAUGCUCGCAGACAGCUCUCUCUCAAACCUCCGACUCAUCACCAAAGAGUUACUGUCCAUGCAUCACCAGUCUGACCCUUCCCUCUGCAAGGAGUUUGAUUAUCUUCCUCCAGUAGAGAGCCGGUCAGUCUCAGGUUUCGUUGGUUUGAAGAACGGUGGAGCUACGUGUUACAUGAAUGCUGUGUUCCAGCAGCUGUACAUGCAGCCUGGCCUUCCAGAGGCUUUUCUGUCCAUUGAGGAUGAUACUGACCAACCAGAAGAGAGUGUCUUCUACCAGGUCCAAUCACUGUUUGGACACUUAAUGGAGAGCAAACUGCAGUACUAUGUGCCUGAGAACUUCUGGAAGAUAUUCAAGAUGUGGAAUAAAGAGUUAUAUGUACGAGAGCAGCAAGAUGCAUAUGAGUUUUUCACCAGCCUGGUGGACCAGCUUGACGAACAUCUCAAGAAAAUGGGACGAGAACAGAUCUUCAAAAACACAUUUCAGGGAAUCUUCUCAGACCAGAAGAUUUGUAAAGACUGUCCUCAUCGUUAUGAGCGUGAAGAAACAUUUAUGGCAUUGAACCUCGGAGUAACAUCUUGUCAAAGUCUGGAGAUCUCAUUAGACCAGUUUGUCAGAGGAGAGGUACUAGAGGGCAGCAAUGCCUACUACUGUGAGAAAUGCAAAGAGAAGAGAACCACAGUAAAGAGGACAUGUAUCAAAUCCCUUCCCAGUGUCCUCUGUAUUCACCUCAUGCGCUUUGGCUUCGACUGGGAAAGUGGACGCUCCAUCAAAUAUGAUGAACAGAUAAGGUUCCCCUGGGUGCUGAACAUGGAACCGUACACUGUGUCUGGAAUGGCUCGUCAAGACUGCAGUGGAGAUGGAGGCGAAGGGCGAGGCGACGGGACCUCAGGGGGCUCACCCCGGAAGAAAGUCACCAUUUCUGAGAACUAUGAACUUGUGGGUGUUGUUGUUCACAGUGGUCAAGCACACGCUGGCCACUACUACUCCUUCAUUAAAGACAGACGUGGCAGUGCCCGUGGACGCUGGUACAAGUUCAAUGACAAUGUGGUGGAGGAAUUUGAUAUGAACGAUGAAACUUUGGAAUAUGAAUGCUUUGGCGGAGAGUACCGACCCAAAGUUUAUGAUCAAUCCAACCCAUACCCUGACGUGCGCAGGAGGUAUUGGAACGCCUACAUGUUGUUCUAUCAGAAGAUCAGUGACCAGAACUCACCUGUCCUGCCUAAGAAAAGCAGAGUCAGCAUCAUGAGGCAGGAAGCUGAGGACCUCACACUGUCUGCCCCGUCCUCUCCUGAUGUUUCACCACAGUCCUCCCCUCGCCCCCCUAGAGCCAACAAUGACCGCCUCACCCUCCUCACGCGCUUAGUCCGAAAGGGAGAGAAGAAGGGCCUGUUUGUAGAGAAGAUGCCUGCCAGCAUCUAUCAGAUGGUGAGAGAUGAGAAUCUGAAGUUCAUGAGGAACAGAGAUGUCUACAACAGCGACUACUUCAACUUCACCCUCUCUCUGGCCUCCGUCAAUGCAACAAAGCUGAAGCACCCAGACUACCAGGCCAUGGCCAAAGAGAGUCUCCAGCUGGCUGUUCAUUUUCUCUUCCACACCUACUUACACACAAAAAAGAAACUCCGUGUGGACACAGAGGAGUGGAUGGCCACAGUGGAGGUGUUACUGUCUAAGAGCAGUGAGGCCUGUCAGUGGAUGGUUCAGUAUCUUGUUGGACCAGAGGGAAGAGAGAUCACCAGAGUUUGCCUGUUGGAGUGCAGCGUGAGGGAAGUGAGAGUUGUCGUCGCAUCCAUCCUUGAAAAGACUCUGGAGAGUGCACUUCACUUUGCAGACCCUGGGUUGGACAACCUGACUGACGCCCUGCUCUCAUUGUUGGACAAAGAUGUUCCAGAGAAUGUGAAAAACUGUGCACAGUAUUUCAAUCUCUUCAGUAACUUUGCUCAAAGGGGUUGUGGUCCUUGUCAGUUGUUGCUGAAACACUCUGCCUAUCGCCGGAUGCUCAUCUUCCUUUUAGGACCCAACAGGCAGAACAACCAGAACCGGCGGUGGAGUCCAGCCCAGGCUCGAGAGUUUCUUCACCUUCACAGCACUCUGGCUCUCAUCACUCUGCACACUGAGCUCAGCUCCCAACGGACACAAGCUCAAGGAGUGUUUAAGCUGCGUGUGAACUGCGCCCCAACGUCCACCCCACUGCUCCCACUCCAUGGUGACAUCCUGGCCUCACUCUUCACUCCAGAGGGCCAGCCUUAUCUACUAGAGGUGAUGUUUGCCAUGCGGGAGUUGUCCGGCCCGCUGUCUCUCCUCAUAGAGAUGGUGACGUACAUCUCGUUCUGUAAUGAGCCAUUCUCACUGGGGGUGCUGCAGUUGCUCAAAACUCAGCUGGAAACAGCUCCACCACAUGAACUGAAGAACAUUUUUCAGAUGCUGCAGGAGCUACUUGUUGUGGAAGACCCUCUGCAAUCCCAGAGACUCAAGUAUGCUUUUGAGUCAGAGAAAGGCCUCUUGGCUUUGAUGCAUCAGAGUAACAAUGUGGACAGCAGACGCUGCUACCAGUGUGUGAAGUUCCUGGUCACAUUAGCCCAAAAGUGUCCUCAAGCCAAGGACUACUUUAAGGACUUGUCUGGCCACUGGAGUUGGGCAGUGCAGUGGCUACAGAAAAAGAUGACAGAGCAUUACUGGACUCCUCAGAGCAACGUCUCUAAUGAAACGUCCACCAACAAAACCUUCCAGCGCACCAUCUCUGCACAGGACACAUUGGCUUAUGCUACAGCGUUGUUAAAUGAGAAGGAGCAGUCCGGCAGCAGUAACGGCUCUGAUGGAAGUCCAGCAAAUGAAAAUGCAGACCGCAGCCUCCGACAGGGAUCAGAAUCUCCCAUGAUGCUCGGUGAUUCAAAGAGCGAUCUCGAAGAUGUAGAUCCCUAGUUCCUCCGACCAGCAGGAUCCCUCCAACGGAGAGGCGCUCAGCUCCAGCAGCCUCUCAGAAUCAGGCUGCACUUUGGCUUCUGGUUGGUCAGGACAUUUUGGACUCCACUACAAGCCAGUCAGAACACUCACUCUCUGGGUCGCUAUGGCAACAAAGGAGCUAUGAAUAAAUCAUAAAUUACUUCCUUUCAGACCAGCCAAGGCGAUGAUGGAGAUGCAUUAUCAUUAAGGGCAGCAGAGUUGAUUAUGGGGAAGUGCAAACCUUCCACAAUCACGGAUGACUUCAGUUUAUCCUUUUAUUCAUUCAUUCACUCAGAAUGACAGCAAGGUGGAGGAUGGGUUUGGGUUGUGUUUUAACAAUUUUCUGCUCAUAAUUGCCAAUAUAUCUACAUAGACAUAUUCAAAUUGUAAAGAUUUGUUCCAUAGAUGUAAUUUCCAAUGUAAGAUAUAUUUUAAAGUCUCCUGUGCUCUUCUCCACAGCCAUGCAAUUGUUAGAGGUCAUGUUAGCUGCUCAAGAGGAACUUGACCUGCAGACACUCGUGCACUUGUACAGGAACACCUCCACACAUGAGCACUUGGGAGGGGAGGGGUUACGUAUGCACUUUAUAGUCCAGCCCAGUCUAUUGUGACGUACAGCAGCACUGGUCAGUUCCUCUAGAGCUUCCUCUUACAUCGUGUCCUCUUCUUUUUUUUGUUUUGUUUUGUUUUUUGUUUUUAACACUUGUGUUUUCAGUGCCACUUAUGCAGACACAUUGAUGCCCUGAUAGCAAGCCACUCUGCCUGUGACUUAACCUUUGACCCUGGAGACUGAAGUGUAGCCAGGGAUGCAGUAAAUGACAGGCGUCCUAGACACAGGACAGAUCCAGGCCCUCAGCAAAUCUGAAACAUGCAGUGCCAUCGUCAGCACUCUACUCCCUACUUCUCACUGACAGGCAGCCUUUUUGCGCUGGUUUUUAGUAGGUUUUUUUUUCAGUGCUGUGUUUUAUUUUCUUUGCCAUUCUCUUUUGUCUCUGGACAGGUUGAAUUUUCAGAGGGUGUUUAGGGACUCAAGCCUUAUGCAAGAAAAGCUGAUCUCUCAAAGUGCACAGAUCAGUUGUGGUGGGCCAUCAGUGCCGACUGAGGGUGAGCUCAGGAGCAUGUUUUAAUUUUAGGUGCCAAGGUUACACACAAAGAAUCACACUGCAGAACUCAUGCAAAACAUGCAAGCAUGUAAACUCGUGUUACUUGUCACUUCACUCACAACAACAAACAGCAGGUCCUCUUCGCCUCACUGUUACCUCUGCUUUAUCAGGUUUGAGUUUUGUUUUUUUUUUGCUUUGCCUUUUUCGCUUUCAUCUACCUUUGGAAACACACACACAGAGGAGCUGAGCCCAAAUGUAGCCACUCAAGAACAACCAUCGUCCCCCAUUACCCCAAUCAUCGGGAGUCUUGAAGUGCCUUAACCUCCCGAUCUCUCCCUGUGUGUCAUCACAUCAGGAUGCGUUCUUCUCCAUGACAUCGAACCAGUGUCCAAUGUGGUCGAAUAUUCUCACUGUAAGAGCGAGACAGGGCUUCUUCAUCGCCAUUAGACCUAAAAUAAUACAGGGAAUUUCCUCUGUGUGUUGUGACAAAGGAAUUGGAAUGUAAUGUUGUGAAUUCAGUGUGUAUGAGGGAGGGGAGGGUGUAGGUUUUACCCUUUUAAAACAGGGUUUAGGUGACAGGACAGGGUUUUGGUGAUGGUACAAUGCUGCUUCUUUUCACUCUGUACUCAAACAGAGACACUCUGUAGAUACUGAUUUAAUACUAGAUAGUUUUAAAGAAGCCACACCUUCACUCCGACGUUCUGAAGACAUGAGCCUAAACUAGUUUAGCAGAUUAGCUAUCAGCUUUAACAGGUCAAUGUUUACAGUGUGAGGACCUAUUAAGCAAUCAUGCGUAAUUAUGGUUUUCCGUCGGAGUCGUCAUGUGAUCAAUCCACUGACGCUCCUCUGCAUCCUUGCUGUGAGUUUUCAGAGCAUGAGGAGAGGGAAGACACUGUUUUCACCCUUCCAUACCCCCCCCCCCCCCCCCCCCCGCUCAUUUUCUUCUUUCUCACUAGAUGUGAAUGUCACUUUUGUGCCCUCUGACACGUUUGCAUGUGCGGCAGUAAGUGGUGGUGGUAAAUGUGUCUUUUCUGUGUGACGAGAGAAAAACGGCCCCUCUGUUUGCUGUGUAAUUUUGUCAUUAGCACUUACUGUCUCCACACACGCCCCUUCUCUGUGGCUGGUUACGUGCUAUCUGAUGGAGCUGCAUGCAGUCUGUGCCAAGUGAUACACGGCCAUGGCAACAUGAGAUGCAUUCAGCCAAAAGCCUCUCGUAGGUUUGCCCUUCCGCUCCAUCACCACAACGACUCAUGAAAAGGAAAACUAUCUUCAAAACAAUCUUUUCUUUUAAUCCUGGGAUGCAGGGAGGGAUGGGUAGGCGCAAGGGGAAGGAUUGGCAUCGAUACGGGUUUUUACUGUCAUUUUGAAAUUCACUUCUGCCAUCGCAGGAUUCUGUAAUGCAUGUUAAAACUCAGUUUUAAUUUGUACAUCCAAGUUUGAUUAAGGGGAAAUUUGUUAUAAAAUAAACUGGAAUGCACAACCUGUUGUUUACUUGUAGUUAUACUUUAUACUACUGCUCUAUUACAUUCAUAUUGUCAUAUCUUGUCUUCUGCGUCCAGACUCUGACGCUACGAAUUGUAGCAAGACUUUACUUCACAGUUUGUGAAUUAUGUGAUACUAGCAGGGGGCUAGUUUAAUAAAAAAGAUAAGUAAAGUGAUGAUAUGUAAUGCACUAUAAUUACCUAAUAGUGAAUUGGUCAGUUCGUAUAUCUGGAUAACAUUAGACUAAUAUUAAAUGAUAGCUUUACAAAAUAACAGGUAAUACAGAAC
Messenger RNA from Sphaeramia orbicularis (orbiculate cardinalfish), 10904 nucleotides. It is a transcript of the gene usp24, whose product is annotated as ubiquitin specific peptidase 24. The transcript has 67 exons. Gene Ontology annotation, biological process: protein deubiquitination. Gene Ontology annotation, molecular function: protein binding; cysteine-type deubiquitinase activity. The record is from RefSeq and is a predicted model, not a curated record. Bases 130 to 8013 code for a protein of 2627 amino acids. Gene Ontology annotation, cellular component: cytosol; nucleus. NCBI's taxonomy places the organism in Eukaryota, Metazoa, Chordata, Actinopteri, Kurtiformes, Apogonidae.